This is a messenger RNA of Epinephelus moara (kelp grouper), 1790 nucleotides long. RefSeq names its product gastrula zinc finger protein XlCGF8.2DB-like. The transcript has a single exon. Gene Ontology annotation, biological process: regulation of transcription by RNA polymerase II. Bases 231 to 1115 code for a protein of 294 amino acids. The record is from RefSeq and is a predicted model, not a curated record. Lineage: Eukaryota; Metazoa; Chordata; Actinopteri; Perciformes; Serranidae. Gene Ontology annotation, molecular function: DNA-binding transcription factor activity, RNA polymerase II-specific; RNA polymerase II cis-regulatory region sequence-specific DNA binding.
CUGAUGAGGAAAGUGAGCACAGUGAAGAUCAGACUCUGGACUUCAUUCAUGAUGACACUCAAAGUGCAGCAGAGAAAGAGUCUGUCAUCAGCGUACCAUUUAUAACCUAUGUGAUACCAACCAGUGACCACCAGCUGCUCUCCCACAACUCUUAUAUUGUUGAGAGCCAAGAUGAGGAAGGAGGACAUCUUGAACAGGAUGGUCUCAGUAACAAUGAUAACAACUCUGCCAUGUCAAAGAUUCAUCUCAGCACUUACACAGGUGAAAAAUCUUUCAGAUGUGACACUUGUGGAAAAGCUUUUCAGUAUAAGUCAAACUUAAAUAUACACAUGAGAAUCCACUCAGGUGAGAAGCCAUUUAAAUGCAAAACAUGUGGAACCGCUUUCAGACAUAAUAGUAGCUUGUUGGCCCACAAAAGAAUCCACACAGGUGAGAAGCCGUUUAGAUGCAAAACAUGUGGAAAAGCUUUCAGAUAUAAUAGUCCUUUGACAAUCCACAUGAGAAUCCACACAGGUGAGAGGCCAUUUACAUGCAAAACAUGUGGGAAAGCUUUCAGACAGAGUAGUGAGUUGAGUGUUCACAUGAGAACCCACAGUGGUGAGAAGCUGCACCUUUGUAGUACCUGUGGGAAAAGAUUCAGUGACAACUCAGCAUUGAAAGGUCAUAUGAGAAUCCACUCAGGCGAGACGCCAUAUACUUGCACAACAUGUGGGAGAGCUUUCGGACAGAAAGGUCACCUAAAAUGCCACAUGAGAAUCCACACAGGUGAGAAGCCAUUUACUUGUACAACAUGUGGGAAAGCUUUUGGAUAUAAAUGUCACUUAGACACCCACAUGAGAAUCCACACAGGUGAGAAGCCGUUUACAUGCCAGACAUGUGGGAAAGCAUUCAGACAUAAUAGUCAUUUGACAGCCCACAUGAGAAUCCACACAGGUGAGAAGCCAUUUACAUGCAAAACAUGUGGGAAAGCUUUCAGACAGAGUAGUGAGUUGAGGGCCCACAUGAGAAUUCACACAGGUGAAAAGCCGUUUACAUGCACAAGAUGUGGGAAAACUUUUGGACAGAAAAGUCACAUGAAUGUCCACAUGAGAACACACACUGGUGAGAAGUCAUAACUUUGCAAGACCUGCAAGAAAUGUGUCUCAAUUGGAAAGGCAUAUGACCUCGUGCAGACAAGUGGCCUUGUGUUUGUAAAACAUGUUGGAGAUGAAUCAGUUCUGGUUCAUGGUCAAAGCACACAAGAACUCAUGGAAGUGAGGAGUCACAUGUUUGCAGCACUUGUGGGUAAAGUUCUACUGAAAUCACACGUGAGGAUCAAUAAACAGGAAAAACCAUCGAGCUAAAGCUCCUGUGUGGACGUGUUCACUAAGUGAACGAAGUAAAAUUUACCAUUGAGAGGAGACAACAAUAUGUUGAAGUACAUUUUGUUAAAAACGUCAUCAUCUAACAUUCAUAUCAUGUUUUUACUCACAUUUCCACUGACCACAGUACUUCUUUGAAACAGUCUAAUUUUUAUUUAAGUCUCUGUUGCACCAUGAGUGCAGAAUUCCUCAGUAGUGUAGAUGCUGUUGUCCAAAUUUGGUGUGUUAAUAGUCAAAUCCAAAAAGUUGUUGUCAUAUUAGCAAGAAAUCCACCAUAACAGACAUUUCAUUCCAGCUCACGGCCGUUUCAGCAGCAAUAAAAAAAACUCUGAAAACUUUUGACAAAAAGUCUUUCUCCUAUCAUCAUUGUGAUAUUCUAACACGCCAUAAUCUACUGAGUUUUGACAAUCUCAUUACUUUCAAACGUGC